Messenger RNA from Parnassius mnemosyne (clouded apollo), 2145 nucleotides. Lineage: Eukaryota; Metazoa; Arthropoda; Insecta; Lepidoptera; Papilionidae. The record is from the annotation of a GenBank genome assembly.
ACUUAGUCUUUAUAUGUUUAUUGGUCUGGGAUGAGUACAUUCCUUAGACUUAUCUCUUAAUCCGUAACCAGCGAUUUUUGUUUACAUAAUAAAUUAAAAUAUCUUCAUCUAAAGACGGUUUAAAUCAAUACUAGUUUAUUAGUAGACAAGCCAAGUAUUACAAAGGGCUUGCACAUAAUCUCAAGCGACCUGAGGAUUUGUGCUUCAAGAAAUCUGAGAUUGGAUAAAAAGUAAAUGAAGUAAAGUUGUGAAUUAUUAGACAAAAAAAUUGAUGCCGGCAAGAUGACAAUCCUAUUUCAAGUGAUAUCGACAGGAAUUGCUAGCUACAUCUGCAUGUCAAUUGGCGUCAUGUUCGCCUGGCCAUCUUCCACUCUGCAGCUCUUCUCGUCUGUAAACACGACCCUCAACAGACCAAUGACGGAGACCGAGGGUGCUCUUUUAGGCAGCCUUUCUUCAUUCAGCGCCUUGAUAAGCAUACCGUUUGUCAGUUACUUUGUAGAAACUCUUGGAAGAAAAUAUUGUUGUAUGCUCUUUACAGUGAUUCAAAUAAUCAGUUGGGUCAUUAUAACUGUUUGCUACAAUGUGGAAGCCAUUCUCGCGGCAAGUUUCCUGUUUGGGAUCUGCAGAUGUAUAAUGCUGGUUGUACCGAUCUACAUCAGCGAGAUUUGCCAAGCCUCCAUACGUGGGGCGAUGACUUCAAGCGCGAUGAUCUUCCAAUCAAUUGGGAUGCUCGUUUCUUACCUCAUGGGAGGCUAUUUGAGCUACGACGCCCUGAACUACGCCUGUUUAACUAUGACAGUGCUUGGAGUGGUUCUUAUGUCUUUUUUGAAAGAGUCACCGAUACAUCUGAUGAGGAAAGGCCACGAGAAAGAGGCUAAACGAGCAAUCGCAUUCUACAGAGGCACGUCCAUCAAUUCUAAUCUGGUUGAAGAAGAAUUGAAAACGCUUCGAAGGGCGCUUAAUCCGGAUUUGGGUGAUGCUACGCCUGAAGAAGAGAAACUAAAUUCUGACCUACAGGAAAACCCUAAACUUUCCUGGUGGCAAUUUUUAAAAAAAUCAAGGUCGACCCGACGUGCUCUCUUCAUGAUAGUAGUUAUCGAUACGGCGUCACUAUUCCAAGGCCGGAUGGUGCUGCAGGUGUACGCGGAGCCUCUCUUCGCUGAGGCUGUGCCCUCAAUAUCACCAACUAUUUGCAGCGUGAUCUUCACGAUAGUGACCAUUAUGUCAAGUUUCAUUGGCGCCUUCUUGGUUGAGCGGGCAGGUAGACGGCUGUUAAUGAUCUACGCUUCCUUUGCUACUGGUGUAUGCUGCGUGCUCCUGGGUACCCAAAUUCAGCUGCACUGGGGUCCGCAUUGGGUCACUGUAAUGUUCAUGUUUAUAUACGGCGUGACUUUCGCAUGCGGAGCUGGGACCGUUCCCUGCGUGUUGUUUGCAGAGAUAUUCUUACCAGAGAUCAAGAGCGUUGCAGUAAUGAUUGAAGUCGAGUGGUUCAUGGUCUGCAGUUUCAUCGUCCUCUUCAUCUACAACCCACUCGUCACGGCAAUCGGCUUGGGUCCAGUCUUCUACUUCUUCGCGGUCGCCUGCUUCUUUUCCGUCAUCUUCUGUUUCUUCUUCUUACCAGAAACGAAGGGUCUUAAUGUGGACGUUAUUCAGACUCUCUUCAUAAAGAGAAACAUUCGACGACGUUAUAUGAUCGAUACAUAAAUCACAUUUCACACACGCAAUCAAAGUUAAAUAACUUCGGCAGAUCACGUUAAUUCCUUACUCAUACAGUCAUCAAAUUUCACAAAAAGUAGAGUAUACAACUGCUUAUGGGCGUACGGUCUUGGAAAAUACUAUUUUUCCUAAUAUAGGAAGUAAAAAAGGGGUCCAGGAAAUCACAUCGCUAAUGCUAAAUCCAGCGCUAUUUCUGAUACUUCAAAAGCUCAGGAGAGUAUACGGGCUGCAAUACAUCUGAGAAAUGGCUUUUUAAUGACCUAUUGAUGCGCUAUGCCCAAACGACAAAGCCACAAAACCAAGGGAGACAAUUUCAGCUGGGAGUAGUUAUACCUAUGAGAAGUUGACGAAAUCACCAUCCUGUAUUAUUUACCUAUUUCCUCCUUUAAAAGUGGACCGAUUGGGAAUAAUAUAUGAAGAAUUGUGGCU